AUGUUUUUCCAUUCAACGGCACCCAAUUACACCCUGAAGGGCAAGAAUCUCCUCAUCCCUGUGGUGUCUACCGCAAACCUCCCCCAACUCGCCGCUGACAUCUUGAUCGCGUCACUCUCCUUGCAACUGGUAGGCAUAUUCGAUCCACAGUAUUUUAUUCCUGCAGUUGGAGCCCGCGAUGAAGGCCAAGAAGGAAUAACUACCCCCUUUGAGUUAUUCGGACGCGAUGACUUAAAUGUUGCUGUGAUCCAGCAACGAUCUCCUGCACUGAAGUCUAGAAAACAAGAUUUCGUCGAUGAGCUUCUUGCUUUUGUACAAGCAUCUGGUGUCCAGUCGACACUAUUCUUGUCUGGCGUUGAUUUAUCCAACCGCACAGACAGCCAAAUGAUGAUACCGCUUUACCAUAUUUGUCCAACCCACGCGCCGGCAUUCACUAGCGAGCCUCUUUCUCGCAUCACCCAGUUCCACAUCCCCUCGUAUGCCUCUUCAUCUGAUGCCAUUUCGGAGAAGGAACCAAUUCCCUUCAUUCCUGGCGGCGGGUUGACUCGACGAAUAUUAUCGUCGAUUCCGACAUCAUGGUCCAUUCCCGUUUGCGCCUUAUUGCAAUUUGUGCUCGAAGGGGACAACAGAGCGGAUGCUCGGAUGCUUGCUUCGGCUAUAGCUAAAAUACUCGAUGUCGACACGCGAAUUUCAGAGUGGCAGGAGCCAAGUAGCUGGAAGCAGGGGCUCUUUGGAGGGCCUCAUGAUCAAACAUUGUAUGGUUAA
Molecule: messenger RNA, 765 nt
Organism: Pleurotus ostreatus (oyster mushroom)
Lineage: Eukaryota; Fungi; Basidiomycota; Agaricomycetes; Agaricales; Pleurotaceae
Exons: 5
Coding region: 1-765 (254 amino acids)
Biological process (GO): proteasome assembly
Cellular component (GO): cytosol; nucleus
Source: RefSeq, a predicted model, not a curated record